Messenger RNA from Ficedula albicollis (Collared flycatcher), 378 nucleotides. It is a transcript of the gene TMEM223, whose product is annotated as transmembrane protein 223. The record is from RefSeq and is a predicted model, not a curated record. NCBI's taxonomy places the organism in Eukaryota, Metazoa, Chordata, Aves, Passeriformes, Muscicapidae. The annotation marks the transcript as partial. Gene Ontology annotation, cellular component: mitochondrion. The transcript is spliced from 2 exons. Gene Ontology annotation, biological process: nervous system development.
GUUCUGUUCCAGCACGACCGCAGCCGCUUCUUCCGCCUCGUGGGGCUUUUCUGCGCGGGCCAAGGGCUCUUCUGGGCUUACCUGGCGCAUUUCGCCUUCACGGCGCUGCGCCCCGCGCCCGCAGCCGGCCCCGGGCCCGAUGACCCGCUGCGACCCCGCGACAACAAGUGGCGCUUUGGGUUCACGGCGUCCUGCCUCACCGUCGGUACCGGGGGAGCGGGGCUGCGAUCGGAGCGGGCUCAGGAACCGGGAUCGAACCGGGCUGAGGGGGAGCGGAACAGGGCCAGGGCAGCGGGGGCAGGAGAGCGGGACCGGGCUCGGGGCAGCGGGACCGGGAUCGAACCGGGCUCGGGGCAGCAGGACCAGGGCUCACACCGG